Messenger RNA from Mycena indigotica, 1074 nucleotides. RefSeq names its product Phosphatidylinositol-specific phospholipase C domain-containing protein. Gene Ontology annotation, molecular function: phosphoric diester hydrolase activity. Gene Ontology annotation, biological process: lipid metabolic process. The coding region runs from base 1 to 1074 and encodes 357 amino acids. Lineage: Eukaryota; Fungi; Basidiomycota; Agaricomycetes; Agaricales; Mycenaceae. The transcript is spliced from 3 exons. The record is from RefSeq and is a predicted model, not a curated record.
AUGCGCGCAUGGCUAGCACUGCUGACUUUCGUUGCUAUCGCCCUGGCCACACCGCUCGAGCGCCCAGAACUUCAAGGAGAGCAGGCUGUCUUGGAGACGGAUUGGUUAGCGAGUGACGAGGAACCGCUGGCGCCGACCCCAGCGUACCGCUCGCUAAACACGACACGGAACCCGGGCUGGAUGGCACGCAUCGCGGACGAGACGUCGCUGGCUGCGCUGUCGAUUCCGGGGACGCACGAGUCGAUGGCGAUUAUGGGGACGAGCGUGGCUCAGUGUCAAGAGAACCUCGGAAAGUCAGCAGCAACACUCACCGCGCAGCUCACCGCCGGCAUUCGCGCCAUCGACAUCCGACUCCGUGUCGAAAGCGGGAACUCGCUUGUCGUGCACCACGGCUCUGUCUACCAGCACGCCAACCUCGACGAUGUCUUCUCCGCGCUCGCCGCCUUUCUCUCGGCCAACCCUAAAGAAGCCAUCCUCCUGCGCCUCAAGCAGGAAUGCACCGGCGAGUUCGGCUCAUGCACCGACGUGACCGGGCCAACCCAGCUGCCCUUCGUCGACAUCAUCGACUCUUACAUCGCCCGCUACCCCACCCUCUUCUGGCCGCCCAGCGUCGACCGCCAGUGGUCUGCGCCACUUCCUACCCUCGGCGCUAUCCGCGGCUCUGUGGUCCUCAUGGCGCUGCACGGCCCGCGCGGAGGGCGGUUUGCCUAUUACGGGCUGGAGCAGUUCUCCGGGUGGAACGAUGGCAACUCGACAUACGUCCAGGACAACUAUAAUGUGCCCUCCAUCGGCGCGAUCCCCACCAAGCGCGAUCAGGUGCGCCGCUUCCUCGAUGCGUACAACUCCGCUGCCGGGGAUGCGGAUGCGAUAUACGUCAACUUCUGCUCCGGCGCGUCGUACCUGGCGCUGCCGAGUCAAGUCGCGGGGGGCGUGCUGGCCAUUCAGGGCGUGAACCCGUUUCUGCUCGGAUAUCUGGGCCACACGUUUGGCGGAAUCACACGGCGCACGUCCGUCGUCAUGAUGGACUUUCCCGGCGGCGGGCUAAUUGAGCGCAUUCUCUCGUUCAAUCCGUAG